Ornithodoros turicata is the source of this 2485-nucleotide messenger RNA. RefSeq names its product deoxynucleotidyltransferase terminal-interacting protein 1-like. Lineage: Eukaryota; Metazoa; Arthropoda; Arachnida; Ixodida; Argasidae. The record is from RefSeq and is a predicted model, not a curated record. Bases 258 to 1694 code for a protein of 478 amino acids. The transcript has a single exon. Gene Ontology annotation, cellular component: nucleus. Gene Ontology annotation, molecular function: nucleosome binding; DNA binding.
UUGAAAAGCACCGUGAGCGCCGCCGUGCCGUGCUAUCUGUCGUUUGCGCUGAUUUGUGUUGUCUAGAAGUGGUUUCUGAAUUUGAAAUAAAUGUUAUUCAGUGCGUUUGUAGUGACCUGAUCGCUGCAGUGAUGAAGUACACCAGGAAAAGCAAUUGCUAAAAAUCCGCCUGAAGCGAUGGGACCGGAGGCUUGACGAGUUGUACGAAGUACCCUUCCAGUCAACUCUCUUACUUCCGUCGCUUGUGCUACACAGGGAUGACAUCUGUAAUACCAGAAAUAAGGGUCUACUCACCAUCAGACAAAGGCGACGAUACAUCUGACUCUGACAGAAGUAGGAGAGUAAUGGCUGGCACAGAUAAAAGGAGCAUGGGGAACAUGUUCUACGGAAAUUCACGAGAAUCCAUCGAAGGAGACGCUUCAAACAUGGUUCCAUGGCUCAAUACAUUCAACAUGCGACCUUACAACUUAUCGUGCAUGCCUUCAAGUAUAAACUUCCGUUCGUCUUGCAGAUCGCACUCAGUAGCUAUAAACCGUGCAAAGCUUGGUUGCAUAACAAGCUCAGCGAAAUCGCUCGACGUCCUGCGUCAAAAUCUUCAGCGUAAUAUUAAUCGUGAAAUAGACGAGAUAAUACAGCGAUACUUGGAUAAAUUUUUCAAACCGGGCAUAGAGAAUGUGCGAUUCAACAAUGGAGAACAUUCUGUAUCAGAGCAACACAUGCAGGCUGUGUGUCGCCAGAUACUUGAAGAGGCAAAAAAGAUGUACCAUGGGAAUCACACAAGGGGCAACAGCCCUACAUCAGACUACAACGUCGACUCGGGACGUAACAGUCCAUCAGACGCAAAAUUGGGCCGCUUCCUUCACAAACACCAUUCCAGUAUUGGAAGGAAAAGGCACAAGGAUAAUUCAGAUUCAGACUCGGAGGCAAGCCAAAGUCAACAGCUGCUCAAGCCAAAGAAGAGGAAAGGCCGACCUCCAUUGCAUUACCAGGGAGGCCUCUCUGGCAGGUCUACACCUUCCAAGAUAAAAACUGAGCCUGUGAAACGUGAAGGCCCCAAGUGGGACCCAGCGCGAGUACAGCCGAGUACACAGUUCAUCAUGGGGGCAAAGGCUAACAAGGCACUUGGCCUGGGAGCGACAAGGGGACGGCUAUACAUCAAACACCCCGAAAUAUUCAAAUACUCUGGGGACCAGGAGGACAAACAGUGGCUGUACGAGCAUAAUCUGAUGCCUGCAACAGGGGGCAAAGCAUACAUGUUACUUGUGGAAGACAUCCGAGAGCUAGCAGACACUGAAGAAUACCGUGACAGCACAGGACUAAUGUUGGACGAGAUUGUGGGAUUUACGGUGCCCGAAAGCAUGCUGAUCAAAAUGCAGGCAGCAAUGCACGCGAUGCGAACUGAUCUCCCAGGACGCAAGCGCCCGCGUGGUGCUGACACAGCAAGUGACCGCAGCAGCCACACCGACCAGAAGUCUGAUGGACGGCAAGAUGAUGGAUCACGUGCUGCAUCCCCUGCCGCGUCACCUGCAGAUGACUUGCUCAGUACAGGCUUGCAUUCUGGUGAUCCCUCACCAUUCAGCCUUGGCCCUGGCUUUGAGGACGUGUCCCCAGCUGCAUCUGACCUAAGCGCUACAUUAGAACCACCGUUGACAGCUCCUUUUGACCUUGGGCCAAGCCCAGAUCCUGUCAGUUAAUUUUGUGAGGUGUGCUGUGUGUCCAUUUGCUGAGCUUGUUAAAAAGAAAAGAACCGUUACAGUGAUAUGAUACGUAUUUAUCUCAUAAUAUAAGGGUUUAGAAAAUCAAGAUGAGAAUAUUGCCUUUUAUUGUAUUGUAGGCUUUAGUGCAUUUCUAAACUGCCCUCAUUGAUAGCCUGGAUAUUGCCUGUUUCCGGGGGUGAAAUAUAAAAUGUCAUUAUAUGGGGUACCAAUCUGGCAGAUUGAUUUAGCUGUAUUACUCCCAUGAUUGCAUCCAAGGUGAACCCAUAGGCACCCAAGGGGGCUAUGACAAUUGGUACAGCAAUGCCUCACUAUUGUAAAAUUGUGAGUAAAGUGCAUGUUUGUUUUUGUUUUUGUUUUGUUUUUAAUGCAUAAAAUAAAUUUCAAAAAAUUUCACAGACAAGCAAGAUGUACACUAAAGUCGUUGCAGUUGUUGCACUCUACUCUCACAGGAAGUAGUGUUUGCUGCACUAUUAUUGUUCAAAAUAGACUUCAGUGUUGCAGUUCUGUUUCAAGUAUGGUAGUUCAGGUUGUCUGCAUGCAAAAGUUUGAAACAUAUAAACGCAUCAGCUUUACAUAACAAACUGAAUGUCUUAAACACCAAAAUUAAUCCACUGAUAAGUGCAGUAAUGAUGUUAUUUCUUUUGUGCAGUAUAUUGGAUGAAUUAUCUAGAAAUGUGCAUCAUUACCGUGUUGUAACAUGCUUGUGUAAAUGACAAAGGAAGUUUUAAUUGAGGUUGUAAACAAAUAAAUGAAGAGGAAAUGCACAA